UAUAGUAGUAAUUGUUAUAAUUCAUAAGUCACACGUAAACAGGAACAACGUGGUGUUCCAAGAAACCACCAGAAAACUGGCUUUCUAAUUCAUAAUUCCCAUCUUUCAACCAUUUCUCUGAGAUGAUGGAUUAUCAGUAUCUUCUAGGAGGGAUCGUGGCUUGUAGUUUCGCAUUUUUCUAUUUUGUGUAUAGUUUUGGAGCAAGAAAGGUCACAAAUUCAAGUUCGAUUCAUGUAGAAAGUAAUGAGUGCGAGAAGAAAUCAUCAGAAAAUGGAAGAUUUUCACACCAGGCUGCAGAAAGUGCAGACAUAAUCAUUGUGGGUGCAGGCGUUGCCGGUGCUGCUCUUGCUUACACGCUUGGAAAGGAUGGUCGCCGAGUACAUGUGAUUGAAAGGGAUUUGAGUGAGCCUGACAGGAUCGUGGGGGAAUUGCUACAACCUGGGGGAUAUCUGAAGUUAAUUGAGCUGGGUCUUCAGGAUUGUGUAAGUGAAAUUGAUGCUCAGCAAGUCUUUGGGUAUGCUCUGUAUAAGGAUGGCAAAAAUACCAAGCUCUCUUAUCCCUUGGAAAAGUUUAGCUCUGAUGUUUCUGGGAGAAGCUUUCAUAAUGGCCGUUUCAUACAGAGAAUGCGAGAAAAGGCCUCAUCUCUGCCUAAUGUAAAUUUAGAACAAGGAACUGUGACAUCUCUAAUUGAAGAAAAAGGAACCAUCAUCGGGGUGCAGUACAAAACCAAAAGUGGACAAGAGUUCACAGCCAAGGCUCCCCUCACAAUAGUAUGUGAUGGAUGUUUUUCCAACCUUAGGCGUUCUCUUUGCAAUCCUAAGGUUGACGUACCCUCUCAUUUUGUUGGUCUGGUCUUGGAGAAUUGCAAUCUUCCAUAUGCAAAUCAUGGACACGUGAUCUUAGGUGAUCCUUCACCCAUUUUGUUUUAUCCCAUCAGUAGCACUGAGAUUCGCUGUUUGGUUGAUGUGCCUGGCCAAAAGUUACCUUCCCUUGGCAAUGGUGAAAUGGCCAGUUAUUUAAAAACUGUGGUAGCUCCUCAGGUUCCUCCAGAGCUGUAUACUUCAUUUAUAGCAGCAGUCGACAAAGGAAGCAUAAGAACCAUGCCAAAUAGAAGCAUGCCUGCCUCACCUCAUCCCACACCUGGUGCCCUUCUUAUGGGAGAUGCCUUCAAUAUGCGUCACCCUUUAACAGGAGGAGGAAUGACAGUAGCUUUAUCUGACAUUGCUGUGCUAAGGGAUCUGCUUAAACCCCUUAGGAAUCUGCAUGAUGCUUCUGCUCUUUGCAGAUACCUUGAGUCAUUCUACACCCUACGCAAGCCAGUGGCAUCCACAAUAAACACACUAGCUGGAGCGUUGUACAAAGUGUUUUGUGCUUCUCCUGAUCCAGCUAGAAAGGAAAUGCGCCAAGCAUGUUUUGAUUACUUGAGCCUUGGUGGUGUUUUCUCUAAUGGACCAAUAUCUCUGCUCUCUGGUCUAAAUCCUCGUCCAUUGAGUUUGGUUCUGCAUUUCUUUGCGGUUGCUAUAUAUGGUGUUGGACGCUUGCUCAUACCAUUUCCUUCUCCCAAACGGUUGUGGAUUGGAGCUAGAUUGAUUUCAGGUGCAUCAGGGAUAAUAUUCCCCAUUAUCAAGGCUGAAGGAGUGAGACAAAUGUUCUUCCCAGCAACUGUGCCUGCAUAUUACAGAGUCCCUCCUAUUAGUUGAACACACAUGAAGGAAAGACAUGGAAUGUAAAAAGUUCUUUCAACAA
Molecule: messenger RNA, 1746 nt
Organism: Vigna radiata var. radiata (mung bean)
Lineage: Eukaryota; Viridiplantae; Streptophyta; Magnoliopsida; Fabales; Fabaceae
Product: squalene monooxygenase
Exons: 8
Coding region: 123-1700 (525 amino acids)
Biological process (GO): sterol biosynthetic process
Cellular component (GO): endoplasmic reticulum; membrane
Molecular function (GO): squalene monooxygenase activity; flavin adenine dinucleotide binding
Source: RefSeq, a predicted model, not a curated record